Molecule: messenger RNA, 3885 nt
Organism: Aspergillus pseudoviridinutans
Lineage: Eukaryota; Fungi; Ascomycota; Eurotiomycetes; Eurotiales; Aspergillaceae
Exons: 8
Coding region: 1-3885 (1294 amino acids)
Biological process (GO): mitotic sister chromatid cohesion; maintenance of mitotic sister chromatid cohesion
Cellular component (GO): SMC loading complex; chromatin
Molecular function (GO): double-stranded DNA binding; protein binding
Source: RefSeq, a predicted model, not a curated record
AUGACUUACUGUCAAUCUUCAACGAAGGUUUUCGGAGUAAAGGACAAGAAACGCUGGAGACAAAGCGCCAAGUUGCUGGUUUCUAGUCUAGCCCGCAUCGAAAGCAGGCUUCCAGCCAACAUGGUGUAUCCUUUUCGCAGGGCUGGAGAAAAGCUGAAGACUGUUGCAAAGAUGGAUACGUGGGUGCGAGGUCAAUCCGAAGAGCGGAGCACAGCGACGAAACGUUCGACCCGGUGCUAUCUCCUUGAACUGCCCACAGAGCUGCUGCUAGAGAUCAUCUCGCAUCUAUCUGUAAUACCUGAAACAUGCCUGGCUCUGACCUGUAAACGAUUGUUUGCGAUAUCCGGGGCCAUUUUCAGAUCCGUAAGGUUCAGUCAGGAUUUUGCACCUCUAUUCCACCAUUACCGAAACGGACACAACUUUGUCACCACACGAUGGCAACUCAUCAACAUACUAGAGAACAGCAGGUGGUGGGCCUGCUCGAAAUGCUUGAAGCUCCAUCCGCGAGAUGCCUUCUCCUCUCGCGAACUCAGGCGCAAACCGGAGGAGCGUGCAUGUAUGUUGGGUAACUUUGCGGGCAUAGUCGACUUGUGUCCCUGCAAGAAAUUGACAUUUCGGGAUAAGAUGGAUCUCGUUGAACUUUUGAAAGUGCGACAGCGGUCAGUUGCCGCCUUACAGUCUCAGUUCGGCGCCAGCAUUCAACAGCKGUUCUGCUGGCAUUCUUGCUCCAAGGACUACGGCCCUACGCAGUUACACAUUGAGAUCUUCCCGGAGCUGGACGAUCAAGAUCAGUUGAAAAUCAAGACCGAAUACAGAUUGACAACGGAAUCCGGGAAGCUAGGAAAGGAAGAAUACAUAACACCCCGGUUCGGAUGUGCUCAUCGAUCAGUCGAUCUGUGGCUUUCCAGUUGCUCAAGUGUCCUCGGAGGCAACCUUGCCAUGUUGACCAGGACUCAGGCAGGGCAACUUACCACUUCUGGACCGAGAGAUGCCUUGGCGGGACGACAUCAAUGCCAGAUCAGACGUGAAUCAGGUGGUCUGACCGCCCUGGAGUUUCUCCGAACCGAAACGGAAAAGGCGCGUAUCACGAUGAAGGGUAUCUGGUUCGAUAACAUCUUCGUCCUCAAUUCGAAAUCUAUCAUCCUGGAUAGCAGAGCGUUGCGAUUCCAUGACAGUUAUCUGUGUUCGGGGGCGAUGAACUACCCACCAUCUCAUAACGGUCAAUAUCCUCCGCAGUAUUUGCAACAACCACAGCAGCUACUGUAUAGCAAUGCCGACUCAAACGCUUCGCCAUAUGAGUAUGGCAAGCCUGUCGCUUACCCUCAGACUAUAAUUUCGCCGUAUUCGUCCUACGGACAAGCAUAUAAUAUAGAGCAGCAUCAACACCAACCGCAAUCGCACCACCAACAGCAACAGCAGCAGCAGCAGCAGCAGCAGCAGCAGCAGCCGCAACAGCAAUAUGUGAACCCCUCUGACGUGUUCCAGCAACCGCUUAUUCCUCCUGCCUCGUCAUCUCAUCUUGCCCAUGGCUCAACCCAAUAUGGUGCCCAACCCAUGGUUUCUGUUGCAGGCAACAGCAACCGUCCCCCAGCCGUCGCAACCGCCUCAACAUCCGCGCAAUCAACACAAUCGGCAUAUCAAACAGCCCCAAGUCCAAAUCUGGGGAAUAAUGUCUUCAACCAGUACCCCCAGGUUGCUCUUCCAGCGCAUUCGGUUCCAAGUUCGAAUUCAGUAGCUGCCGCUCCUCCUGUGCCAUCUCCGAAACCCCCUCCUCUUCCGUCGUCAUCGAAACCUGCGACUCCUGUUCCACCCUCGAGAGCAGCUCCUCCCGUCCCAUCAGCAUCGAAACCCACGCCUCCUGUACAGUCUAAGAAACCUCUUCCUCAAGUCCUGGUCCCGGCUCCUUCACCGGAAGUCCAACAGAAAAUGCAGCGCCAGGGCCCUAAAAAGCAAGUUCAACGACAGAACGCUCAGCAACCCGUGCAGAAGCCGACCAAGCCCCCUAUAGAUUAUCAAGUUCUCUUGUUGAGCUUGGCAGAUGAGUAUUUAAAGGCAGCUUAUGGUCACGGAACCAUGGUCGCUUUAUCAAGGCGCGAGAUGGAAAUUGAGGAAUAUUACAAGCUCGUUGCAACUGGUCUUGGUUGCCUGGAGGCAGUAUUAAAGAAUUGGAGGCUACAGCCGCGAAUGGAAGCUCUUGUAAGGUUGCGGUAUGCGCGCAUACUGUUUGAGGAGACGGAGAAUGAUCUUGAGGCGGAAACAGCCCUGAGCAAAGGGAAUCGCAUGUUAGAUCUCAAAUACAGUAUGCAGCAUCUUCUGGCGCGGAUGCUACACAAGACCAACCCGAAAGCCUCAUUGAAGGCUGUCGAUGGUAUGAUACUGGAUGUUGAAGCAUAUCGCCAUUCAGCUUGGGAGUAUGCUUUUCGCUUUCUUCGGGUGUCACUUUCGUUAUCAACAUCGGCACAUCAGGAUUCCGUCUCUGCGCUGCAACAUUUACAUAAGAUUUCGAAUAUGGCUAACCGACAAGGUGAUAAAGCUGUUGCGGCCAUUUCGGCCGUGAUUGAAGCACUUGCUCAUUUGCAACAUGGAACGAGCUCCGAUGCAAUCGAACAGGCUCAGCGUGCGGUUGCAGUAGCAAGAAGCCAUCAACUCAACGAUGAGCUCCGUCAUAUACCGCAGCUCUCGACUCUGGUGCAAAUGGUUGAUAUUUGUUGCAGUCUCCUUGAAUACGACGUCAACCAGUCAUCUCAGAAAUUGAAGGUCAUGCAAGAUUUGAUGGAUGAAAGGUUGAAUGAUCCGAAUUGGCGCGCUGAUGGCUCUUUCUCAAUUCCCUUGAGCGGAAAAUCAGCUGGACCUUCCUCCAUUGAUACGGGCGAUAUCCUUCAGGUCCAAAAUGGGACGCUCCUAUUGAGUUUCAAUUGGCUUCCCCAGCACGAUCUCUAUGCGCUUUGCUAUUUCCUUAGCUCGAUCACACUCAGCGCAAAGAACUCUUAUGAUGGUCGUAAGGCUGAGAAAUUUCUCCAGGAAGGGAUACGAAUGGUUAAAGGGAGCUUCAAAGCGCCACAAGAAAUUUCAGAGUCAAUGGUCAGUGCGAAUAGACGCGUUGAUUGGCGACGGAUCUUGUAUUGCAAUCUUCUUCUGCAUCAAGUUUUUCUUGCCUGUGGUCGUACAGAUUGGGAUCUGGCGAAUCAGACACUAAAGGAGCUGCGMCCCAUUGCAGAGGAACUCGGGGAUCAGCUCCCUGACACCAUUCAGUGCUUGAUGGAGUAUGCAACGGGGGCACUUGCGCAGGCGACUGGUGAUCUGCAGGCUGCUCUUUCCAUCUUCCAGUCCCCUCUUCUCUCACUAUCGUCAAUCACCAGCAAGACAGCACGAAAUGAUCCUCGUCGCGACAUCGCUAUCCUUGCCGCCUUAAAUUCGAUUCUCAUACUCCGUGACCCCAAUCAUCCGUCUCACUCCAAUCUUCCCAGCGCCUUGGCCCUUGUUGAGUCAUUCUGUAAGGGUAGCCCGAACAAGUAUAUCCAGGCGGCUUAUUACCUUGUAUGUGCGACGGUGCAAACAGAGUCAACCAUUCAGACCAAGCAGUAUCUUCAGCAGGCUCUUCAAUCCGCCACGGCAAUAAGCAACAGUCAAAUCACCUGCAUGACCUUGACGUUCAUGAGCUGGAAGUAUUUUCGCGGCGUGGUUGGGGAGCAAGCUGAAAAGAGCGCUCGCGCAGGCCGGGCAAUGGCAAAGAAGGCCAAUGAUCGACUUUGGGUCAGCGUCACUGAUGAAAUGCUGGCAGAGACCUUGGAAAGGCAAGGGAAAAGUGAAGAGGCAGAGGGAGUCCGCGACGAGGGCCACCGCGUGAUGACCGGAUUGCCGCCAGCGCUGAAACGGCCUGUGUGA